CUGGUUAGGUAUGGGGUGGGGAUAAGACGGGAGAUGGGUAAUGGAAGAAAGAGAAGAGGGAACUGAAGAAAUUGACCGUGUUCUUAGCGAAUACGCCAGAAGGCAAAUUUCGCGGCGAGUUGAGGUCUGUGUGAAACUCAAGCCUCCUCCUGUCUAUAACUGAUGCUUCCCACCUAUGUUUCCUCAGGUGGUUCGGUCCGACCUGGCCUACAGGACUAGACUCGAGAUGACAACAGCAACACGACAAGAAGUUCUCAGCCUGUAUCGCAGGAUUUUCAGGCUUGCAAGGAGGUGGCAUGCAGCAUCGGGGCAGAUGGAGGACACCAUCAGAGAAAAGCAGUACAUUAUAAAUGAAGCCAGAACGUUAUUCCAGAAAAACAAAAAUCUUACAGAUUCAGAACUAAUCAAACAAUGUAUAGAUGAAUGCACAGCAAGAAUUGAAAUAGGAUUGCAUUAUCAAAUCCCAUAUCCAAGACCAAUUCACCUGCCUCCAAUGGCCCUCACUCCCCUACAAAGUCGUGGACUUCAGAGCCAGGAGAAGCUAAGGAAACUGUCCAAACCAUUAUAUCUCAAGUCUCACAAUGAAGUUUCUUAAUCAAAGAAAUAGAUUCUCUAUGUGAAUUGAACUUUGAGCCAGGCAGUGCCUGAACACAAAAUUAGAUAAUAAAUUUUUUCUCCUUGAUUUAAGUCCAGUCAGAGAAAGGAAUGACAAAGAAUAUAGUUUUUGCUAUAAUUUCUCUUAAACACUCAAAGAUUUGGAUUAUCACUCUCGUAACACUAAUUUAUAUGUUCUUAAAUUUAUUAGUACCAAUGUGUUGCCACUAGGAUAGAAUUAUGUUAAUUCCCAAAGGUCAUUCCUAAUUAUGAUUUUAGUAACAUUUUAGAUGAAAGCAUGAGCAUAGCAAGAAUUGGGUUUAAAUUUAAAUUUUAAACAUUAAAUUUUUUUUGAGGAAAUAAGCUGCAGAGUACUUAACUACUAUAGAAAAUAUAGUAUGUCAGAAAAAUUUUGGAGAGAAAGGAAAUGUCCCAGCUUUUCAGAAAUUGGAUAUAGUGUAUUUAAUUCUGUUCGUUAAAUGUAUACAGUAUACAAAGCAAAUUCUAAUACAUAUAACUUAUAAUUCUGACCUCAAAAGCCACACUGCAAACUCAUAAUAGGUAAAAGUAAUCACUUUCUAAUUGACAACAAAAUUGGAAUCUCAAAAGCAGAAGAAUAUGCUGUAUAAAUUACAAAGCUAGGCUGAUUUUAAAUUAUAUACAAAUAGGAAAAGGAAAAUCUAGAUCAAAAGGAGAAAGGACUGUGCCUUUGUGAUAAGCCAAGGGAAGAACCCUUGAGAGUCACUGUACAUCACUUUUGUGUUCAAAGAUAAUUUUCUUUUGUGUUCAAAGAUAAUUAAAAUCUUAAGCAAAAAAUGA
Sarcophilus harrisii (Tasmanian devil) is the source of this 1413-nucleotide messenger RNA. RefSeq names its product LYR motif containing 1 (gene LYRM1). The record is from RefSeq and is a predicted model, not a curated record. Gene Ontology annotation, cellular component: mitochondrion. Bases 176 to 595 code for a protein of 139 amino acids. Lineage: Eukaryota; Metazoa; Chordata; Mammalia; Dasyuromorphia; Dasyuridae. The transcript is spliced from 4 exons.